AUGUACAAGCAGCUUAAAGAAAUCAAAGCUUCUCAAGCCAACUUCAUGAGAGAUUAUGCACGUGCUCGAAACAAUGAUGAUGAAAACCAAAAUGAUCAGCAUGAGCUUGGACAUGUUGGAAGUGGAGUAUUUAUUUCCAAAAAUUCUUGGACUACAGCAGAGCAGAAACGUUCUUAUCAGUCGAUGGGGAAGGCGCUCAUCAAAGCUGCGUUUCCUACUGAAGUUAUGCUUUUAAGCAAUCUUCGAGGAAAUGCGAGUAAGAUUGACAAAAAUGCACCAAAAAAGCCUGCUCUGGAUCUAAAUAUAAUGAAUGCUAUUAAAGGUUAUUUAACCUACGUAUUGCUAACUGAUAUACUAUUUAGGGCCAGUUUUUCAACCGGGGGGUUAGAUAUUUUAUCAUUGUGA
Molecule: messenger RNA, 405 nt
Organism: Cotesia congregata
Lineage: Eukaryota; Metazoa; Arthropoda; Insecta; Hymenoptera; Braconidae
Source: the annotation of a GenBank genome assembly